This is a messenger RNA of Echinococcus granulosus, 1182 nucleotides long. RefSeq lists its product as hypothetical. The record is from RefSeq and is a predicted model, not a curated record. Bases 1 to 1182 code for a protein of 393 amino acids. Gene Ontology annotation, cellular component: membrane. Gene Ontology annotation, molecular function: G protein-coupled receptor activity. The transcript has a single exon. Gene Ontology annotation, biological process: G protein-coupled receptor signaling pathway. Lineage: Eukaryota; Metazoa; Platyhelminthes; Cestoda; Cyclophyllidea; Taeniidae.
AUGAAUGCUUCAAGUGAAUUGGACCCUUUUAAGGAAGAUCACCUUCUAUAUGAAAUAACUCAGAGGGGAUGUGAAGACAGGUACCUGGAGAAUGAUCCCUACAGUCAGAUAUUCAAGAUUUACAACAUCCUUGUCCUUGCCCUUGCUCCACUUAAUGUUCUACUGAAUGGCCUUUCUCUGCGGAUAUUUGAGCACCGCCUGUGGAAAAACAAUUCUUUGAGUGCAAUUCUCAAGAGUCUUUCCGUCUUUGAGAUCUGUUUCGGGUGCAGUCUUUUCUUUCAUACCAUCACAAGCAAAACCCUUGACCUCUACGUCAACAAGGAGGGCCAACUUGCGGACAAUCUUACCGAUUAUCAGAGCCAACACCAUGUUAGGCUGGUGGCCGCUCUGAUCGUGAUACAUCAAGGGCUCAGUGGAUUCCUCUUUGCCUUUCAGCUUAGCAGAAACUGGUCUGUGGUCCUUCUAGCUGCAUAUAGAUACGACGCUAUAUGCCGCAAGCUGGGCACCGUAUCCUCAUUCCCUAGAGAGCGAAUUCCCUUAAUUAUGAUAAUCACUCUGAUUUCAGCAGGUCUUUUUGCUCUUCCACGCAUGUUCGAGAUAAAGUCCUAUAUCUGUGCACCUACCGCAAUUAUAUAUCAAGAAGAACCGUUGCUCGCACGAAGUAUAUUCUACCAACUGAUUUAUCUUGGAAUUGGUACAUUUAUUGUCCAGUCUGGAGGACCUGUGCUUUGUGUGUGUGUACUAAGCUCUUUUGUUAUCCGCAAAAUAGCAAUCCGGCGUCGAUUUCGUCGGCAGAACCAGCGUACAGUGCUGGUCACUUCUAGCAAAGAUGAUCCCGGUUCAGGUGUGGAGCCUCUCGCGGCCACGAAAACCGUUGAAAGGAACCAGCCCUCUGGUGAUAAACUGAUGCUCGCUCUGUGCUUCACUUUUUUUAUCCUCGAGACGCCAGCAUUUUUCAGCAAAAUUCUCAGUUCCUACACCUCCAAGUAUCAUCCCACUGUCGAUGUGUAUAUGUCUGUGAUCGCAAACCUCCUUAUAUACCUUGAUUCAACUUUCAAUGCUUUCGUCUACAUGGGAUCCAACCCCACAUUUAGACAAGUCGCAAAAUCAAUGUUUGGACGGGAUGAGAAAAGUAAACUGUCUAAGCCGGGCAAGAGUAGAAGUAAGUUAUUCAUGCAGUAA